Molecule: messenger RNA, 1496 nt
Organism: Pterocles gutturalis (yellow-throated sandgrouse)
Lineage: Eukaryota; Metazoa; Chordata; Aves; Pterocliformes; Pteroclidae
Gene: ACBD5
Product: acyl-CoA binding domain containing 5
Exons: 10
Coding region: 19-1275 (418 amino acids)
Biological process (GO): autophagy of peroxisome
Molecular function (GO): fatty-acyl-CoA binding
Source: RefSeq, a predicted model, not a curated record
UGGAGUGCCUUGGGAGACAUGUCCAAAGAAGAAGCCAUGAUAGCCUAUGUUGAAGAAAUGAAAAAGAUUCUUGAGAGUAUGCCAAUGACGGACAAAGUUGAAGAAUUACUACAAGUAAUAGGCCCGUUCUAUGAAAUAGUAGAAGAUAAAAAGAACAGAGGAUCUGACCUAACUGCAGAUCUCAGUAAUGUCAUGAAUUCCACUCCAAAUAUAAAGGCUGUGAAUGGAAAAGCUGAAAGUAGUGAUAGCGGAGCAGAAUCAGAAGAAGAAGGGCUUCGUGAAGAGGAGGAAAAAGAACUGCAGCUAAAUGGAAAGGACUAUAAGAAUGUGAAACCAGAAUCGGCAGCUGCUAAGGAUUUGGAAAGUGUUGUUACUAAUGGCUGUUACAAGGACAGCUUUAUCCCAGAUACGCAGAAUGACAUCCAGACCAAAUCUGCCCUGAAUGGCUUGAACCCAGAGGAAGAAAGAAAGAAAAUGGAACCAAGACUAGAAAUGGCUAAUAACAGUGCUCACCAAGGUGCAAAUGAAGAGAAUACUGAAGAGGUCUUAGCAACUCAGCACUUAACCAGUGAUUCAGACAGUGAAGUUUAUUGUGACUCUAUGGAGCAACUUGGACUAGAAGAGCCCUUGGAGAUCAUCACAUCAGCUAAAGGAUCUUUAAAGCAUUCAUCCCAUUUCUUGGAUGUAGAUCACAGUCUUCUGUUAGAAAAUACAGAUUUUCCAAGGCACGCUUGCAUGACUUACGGGAAUCUCCAACAUGGAAAUACUCUAGAGGGAGCAGCUCAAGAACAAGGUGAAGUCAAGUGUGGAGGAGAAGAUGGCAAAGCCAGUAAUGGAGGCCCUCACAAGGAGAAGAAAGGUGGAGAAAAAGCAGAUUUCUACAGUGUCAGAAGAGGGAGAGGGCACAGACUUCAGCCUCUAGGAGACGGUUCACAAAGUGGACAGAUGGGUAGUGGAGGGGACGGAGAGCGCUGGGGAUCAGACAGAGGACCCAGGGGUAGCCUCAAUGAACAGAUUGCAGUAGUGUUGAUGCGGUUGCAAGAAGACAUGCAGAAUGUCCUUCAGAGGUUGCAUAUGCUGGAGGCGGUUACAGCAUCACAGGCAAAAUCUGCAACACUACAGUCAAAUUAUCAGCCUGCCUCCUCUGCCAAGAAACCAUCAUGGUGGCCCUUUGACAUUUCUCCUGGCAUUUUAGCUUUUGCUGUUGUAUGGCCAUUUAUUGCCCAAUGGUUGGUAUAUGUGUAUCUUCAAAGAAAGCGAAGAAAACUGAACUGAGAAUUCACGACUUUGCUUAAAGAUUGCUAGGAGAAGAUGGCCCUGGAAAGUGAAGGAAUUCUGAAUUCUCAUAGAAUCUCAGGAUCUGCGAUGAUGUUCCUUCUCUUAUAGUAAUAUUUUGUACUACCUUUGAGCUAAACAUUUAAGGACUAACAUUAUUGAAACUUAAAUGAUUUACAGCUCCUAGGUUACAAAUAAAAUAAAUUUAAUAAUUCUAUCCU